AUGAAUAAUGACAAGGUGCCUCCAACGGUGGAAAAUGAGGUAUCGAAGGGUGAUGCUAAUGGGUCUCAUGAUAAGAUUGAAAGCACCCCCAUCGACAAAAAGGUGAAGGAGGCUGCUAUUGAUGUUGGGCAAUUGAGUGGCGCCUCAAUUAUCAGCUUAAUGCUGGGCAAUUUUAAAGAAAAGUAUAAAUGUCCUCGAUCAGGAUGUGGCAGAUUGUUCGAGAGGAAACACGCGUAUGAAAAACACUUGGAAAAACAUGAAAAGGAACGGGAACGGGCGGAAAAGAAAUUACUUGAGUUGGAAAUGGAAGAGCAGUUGGCAGAAGAUUUCGAUGAGGUCGAAGAAAAUCUGGAUCAUUUCUCUGACUUGGAUGAGUCGGAUCUAAUAGACGAUGAAUCAGCACAAGAGAACGUAUCUGAUUCUGAUAGCUCUUUGGCCGAGGAAAUCGAUGAAAGGCAAAAUGAGCUCGACAUGCUCAUAGCGGAACAGAUGCAAGGUAUUUAA
This is a messenger RNA of Candidozyma pseudohaemuli, 504 nucleotides long. RefSeq names its product Pzf1p (gene PZF1). The record is from RefSeq and is a predicted model, not a curated record. NCBI's taxonomy places the organism in Eukaryota, Fungi, Ascomycota, Pichiomycetes, Serinales, Metschnikowiaceae. The coding region runs from base 1 to 504 and encodes 167 amino acids. The transcript has a single exon.